Oppiella nova is the source of this 1433-nucleotide messenger RNA. Lineage: Eukaryota; Metazoa; Arthropoda; Arachnida; Sarcoptiformes; Oppiidae. The record is from the annotation of a GenBank genome assembly.
UGUUCAGAAAAGUGUGAAUCAAUUGAACACUUCUUCAACUAUAGCCUCAAGUGAUGGAUGACAUAGAGAUGAUGGACAUCGAGGACAGUGCCUCUCAAUCCACUCAAUAUCACCACCAAUUGCCUCAUUGUCCCAACACUGGUGUCAAGCGCUCUUUGAAUGUCAUGAAUGGCAGUGCAAAGCGUUUGUCGCCAACACUUCCAGCACUUCCACAAGAGUUGCGAAACGUAUUGAAAGCCCGAAGACGUGUUGCGCCACUAAAAGAGUGUCCAUUGGAUGGCAACGAUAGUCUCAACAACAGAUUGGUGUGUGUUUUGGACACAAAUAUAUUGGUCUCACAUCUGAAUCCUCUGAAGCAAUGGAUUGUCUGCGAAGAGAAGCGCAGACAAGAGUCUUAUGUGAAGUCAGUAGUGAUUCCAUGGGUUGUGGUGCAAGAGUUGGAUCACCUGAAGACUGGUCGCAAACAUAAGGGUGUAGUGAAUGUGAUUCACUUCAUCAAUGAACAGUUCAACAAAACCAAUGGUUUAGUUUGCGGACAAAACACUCAAAACAAAUGCAAAACUCAUUCAAAAUCACGUGAAGUGAAGAGAAUUGAAGAGGAGGUAAAUGACGACAAAAUACUCAACUGUUGUCUGGAUUUAAGCGCUUUUGAAGACAAUGUCGUAUUAGUGACCAAUGAUAUGAACUUAUGUAACAAAGCACUCAUGAGUGGUGUGAAUGCCAUCAAUUGGAACCAAUUGUGUCAUAAAUACUCUAUAAAUAAUGACAAGAGAAUAGGUGUUGAAAUGGAUGUCAACUCUUCACUGAAAGACCAAACCAUUCAAUCCAUUGAUGACAACAACUCUGAGUCCAAACACAAACGCUCUAAAAGUGACGCCAAUUAUAGAUUAUCAAUGACUCAAUUUGUGGAUAAAAGUAGUGCAAAAUCUUUAAGCGCUGGAACAACUGGAACCACUGAAACUAAGAGUCCUGUGAAACAGAAAUCACUGCGAAGUGGUGCGAGAAGUUCAUUGACACCCAAAAGCACGCCUACGAACUCGAGUUACCGUCCAAAUAGCUGUGCUCUUGAAAGAGACGACUGUCCCCUGAAAUAUGACGAUUGGAUCAGAUAUCGCGAUGAAUGCCAAAUACAAUUACUUGCAUUUGUUGAACGCAUCUAUAAAGACAUUUGGGAUAAGGAUUGGCAGCAAAUGUUGGACAUUGAUGUGAACAACGCGUCACUCAAAGACAUUAUACGACUCAUACGCAAAGAAUGGUUCGCUAACUUUAGCGACCGAUUCAAUCGCGACCCGUCUGUCAAAGAACUCAUCGACCGAUUGCAUACGAAUGCCUCCAAAUCUGAUGCCAAUUAUCACAUAUUUUACUCGCAUUUGAAAAAGUUUUGUCUUUUAUGUCAACAAAAUUUGAAACAAUUUUCAACUAAAAAUGGAUAA